This is a messenger RNA of Parnassius apollo (apollo), 1326 nucleotides long. Lineage: Eukaryota; Metazoa; Arthropoda; Insecta; Lepidoptera; Papilionidae. The record is from the annotation of a GenBank genome assembly.
AUGACGUUUCCCGGCUCGCUGCCGGAUGUGGCGGAGCGUUGCGGCCGCUGGGCACCGGACUCGCUGUCGGCGUCGGCCUCGGGCAGUUCAGAUGAGAAGCCGACGCCGCGGCGGCCUCGCUGGCGCAUAGCGCUCGCGGCGCUCGUCGUGUUGGCUGCUCUCUGCGCUGCACUCGCUCUGCCCCUCGUACUUGGUGGCAGCGGCCGCGAGACACCGGAGCAACGACUCACCACCAUACGCCGCAUGUUACGAGACUCACCUCUCGUCGACGGUCACAAUGACUUGGCUUGGAACAUUCGAAAAUUUCUCCAUAACAAAAUUAGUGAUUUUAAUUUGUCAGCCGGUCUCGAGGGCCUAGAGCCGUGGGCGCGCUCGCGCUGGUCGCACACGGAUAUCCCACGGCUUAGACUCGGUCAGGUCGGCGCACAAUUUUGGUCUGCGUAUGUGCCAUGUGGUGCGAGAGACCGCGACGCCGUCCAACUCGCUCUGGAACAGAUGGACGUUAUCAAGCGAAUAGUAGAAAUGAAUGCUGCACACCUCGCAUUGGUGACCGAUGCAUCGGAGCUUUUGGACGCACAUCGGGAGGGUAGAAUUGCAUCUCUCAUUGGUGUCGAAGGUGGACAUGCUCUCGGCGAUUCGCUCGCUGUUUUACGGGCGUUCUACCAACUUGGAGCUCGAUACCUUACAGUAACGCAUACGUGUGAUAAUAGAUGGGCGCGCGCCGCUGGCACCUCAGGUGGACUCACAGAGUUCGGUCGCGCUGUCGUACGUGAAAUGAAUCGUCUCGGAAUGAUCGUGGAUCUUUCACAUGCCGGCGAAGAGACCGCGCGGGACGCUUUAGAGACGUCACAAGCCCCCGUAGUGUUUUCACACUCUGGCGCGGCAGCAAUUUGUAAUUCAACACGAAAUGUUCCAGAUGAAUUGCUAAGAAUGAUCGCAGCGAAUGGAGGCGUGGUAAUGAUAAAUUUUUAUGCGAAAUUAGUAACAUGUGGCGAAAAAGCGACGGUGGAAGACGUGGUGGCCCAUAUCAAUCACGUGAGAAGGGUGGCGGGAGUGGAGCACGUGGGUCUCGGGGCCGGGUACGACGGAAUCGAUGCGCCACCCGAGGGGCUGGAGGAUGUGUCGCGGUAUCCGCACCUGUUGGCUGAGUUGUUACGCGACCCCGACUGGAGUGAGGAGGACGUGCGCAAGCUCGCCGGCAUGAACGUGGUCCGCGUGUUGCGGCACGUGGAGCGCGUGCGUGACCAGUGGAGGCGCGCCGCCGUGCUGCCGGGUGAGGAGUCGGCGGGCGCGCGCCGCGGCGACUGCGUGUACGGGCCCGCGUGA